Messenger RNA from Nicotiana tabacum (common tobacco), 825 nucleotides. NCBI's taxonomy places the organism in Eukaryota, Viridiplantae, Streptophyta, Magnoliopsida, Solanales, Solanaceae. The record is from RefSeq and is a predicted model, not a curated record.
AUGGACGUUUAUAAUGCAUUUCUCCAAGGAGACCUCACUGAAGAAGUAUAUAUGUGUCCACCUCAGGGAUUUCUCAGCCAGGGGGAGAAGAGUCACUUUGACUAUUCCUUGUUCACAAAGAAGCAAGGAACAAGAUUAGUCAUAAUUUUGGUAUAUGUAGAUGAUCUCCUCAUAACUGGAAAUAAUCAAGCAUUGAUUUCUGAGGCAAAGACCAUGCUACAGGGUAAUUUCAGGAUCAAGGACCUAGGAGAGUUGAAGUUCUUCCUUGGGAUCGAGUUAGCAAGGUCCAAGGAAGGAAUAUUGAUGAACCAAAGAAAAUUUACAAUAGAGUUAAUCACUAACCUUGGAUUGGCAGGCUCAAAACCUGUGACUACACCAAUGGAAUGCAACCAAAGAUUUACUACUAUGGAAUAUGAUCAACACUUGAACUUGAAAGAAGAUGAAAAGCUGGUAGACUCAGGGCCAUAUCAGAGAUUAGUGGGAAAGUUGUUGUAUCUUACUAUGACUAGGCCAGAUAUAUGCUAUGCAGUCCAUGUAUUAAGCCAGUUCAUGUAUUGUCCUAAGAAGUCUCACAUGGAAGCUACUAUAAGGGUUGUGAGAUAUAUCAAAGGAGCACCAGGCUUGAGGUUGCUGAUAAGUUCCAAACAGUCCUCUAAGUUGACAGCAUUUUGUGAUGCUGAUUGGGCAUCAUGUCCUGUUUCUAGGAGAUCAGUAACAGGAUAUGUGAUGAAAUUGGAAAAUUCUUUAGUGUCAUGGAAAUCCAAGAAACAGGGCACAAUCUCAAGAAGCUCUGCAGAGGCAGAGUACAGGAGCAUGGCAGCAUGA